Messenger RNA from Sus scrofa (pig), 1257 nucleotides. RefSeq names its product germ cell nuclear acidic peptidase (gene GCNA). The record is from RefSeq and is a predicted model, not a curated record. NCBI's taxonomy places the organism in Eukaryota, Metazoa, Chordata, Mammalia, Artiodactyla, Suidae. Gene Ontology annotation, cellular component: nucleus.
UCAUGUAGCCUCAUGAUAGUCCUCUGUACCUAGGACAGAGUCCUAGCCCACUUCCUCUGCAGCAGCUCUGUGCCUCACACAGGUCAAACCUUUCAUGCCAACUGAUAGAGCAGGAUACACUCUUUAGGGAGAAAUUUUUAGCUCAUAUGCCUUGGUCUGGGCUUUACCGUAGGGGUUCCUCUUGGGUUUACCUUUCUGCUAGUUGCUGGUUGGUAAUAAUUUUCGUGGUACAAAUGAACUAUUAUCUUUUCAGUUGUUAAAGGACCAAAGAAGCGUGGGCCUUCAAAGAAGAAACCCAGAGCCAUGAAAUUUGAAAAAUGUGAGCCUGGAAAUUCUCAGUGCAAAAUACCUGGAUGUUUCUUGCGUGGCCUUGAAAACUUAAAGCAGUACUCUGGGAAGAAUUUUAAGCAAAAUAAGGACGAACUGGUUCAGAAAAUCUACACUCUGCUUAACAGCUCUGUCUUUGAUAAAAAGAUGCCGGAGAAAAUUGACAUCGGCUGGAAUAAGAAGAUGCUGAGAACUGCCGGCUUAUGUACCACUGGCGAGAUUCGAUACCCAAAGCGGGAGCGUUAUGCUAAAAUUGAGAUUGCUCUGAAAGUCUGUGACUCUGCAGACCGACUCCGGGAUACUUUGAUCCAUGAAGUAUGCCAUGCAGCCUCCUGGCUGCUUGAUGGUGUCCGUGAUUCUCAUGGCGAUGCGUGGAAGUAUUAUGCCCGAAAAUCGAAUAUGGUACAUCCAGAGCUGCCCAAGGUCACCCGUUGCCAUAACUAUGAGAUUAACUACAGGAUUCAUUAUGAGUGCACUCAGUGCAAAUCCAGGGUCGGCCGCUACACCCGAUCAUUGAACACUGACCGUUUCAUCUGUGCCAGGUGCAGGGGCUCUCUGGUCAUGCUGCCGUUAACUCGGAAAGAUGGAACCCCCAUUAAGCCCCACGUGAGGCCAUUUGCCAAGUAUGUGCAGGAGAAUUACAGAAUAGUCAAGAGGGAGAUGGCAGGGAUAGGUCAUGGGGAUGUGAUGAAAAAGCUCAGCAGGGAUUUUUUGGCCAAAAAACAAAGGCAGGAGCUUUAAGGCUAUCUGAGGAUGUAUUUGUUCGAGAUGAGCCAUUUCUUAGUAAGGAGUUUUAGAAAGAUCUCGAUGCUAUGAAGUUACGAAUAUUAGAAUCUAAAUCCCUUUAAAAAAGCUUCCUGUUAUUAAUGAUGACUUUUUUUUUUUUUUGUCUUUUUAGGGCCGCACCCGUGGCAUAUGGAGGUUCUCAGG